Messenger RNA from Dissoconium aciculare CBS 342.82, 2360 nucleotides. RefSeq names its product external NADH-ubiquinone oxidoreductase 1 mitochondrial precursor. The coding region runs from base 291 to 2042 and encodes 583 amino acids. Lineage: Eukaryota; Fungi; Ascomycota; Dothideomycetes; Mycosphaerellales; Dissoconiaceae. The record is from RefSeq and is a predicted model, not a curated record. Gene Ontology annotation, molecular function: NADH dehydrogenase activity. The transcript has 2 exons.
GUUUCAAGCUGAGAGGCAUAAUAAGGCCGCUAGGCAAGAAACACCGCGAUAAACUUGCCGCAAAAGCUCAGGCCCCAGUCUCCUUCGGGAGUCGGGCCAUACAGCAGCAUUAUUAUUAUUAUCAUCGACAGUCACCACUCCUGCUUUUUCUGAGCUGGCCGUGAUUCUACUGUUGAGCGAUAGGAACCCACCACAUCUAAUCCUCGCGGCGUUCUCACGCUCGCAUCCAUUUCCUUCCCUUCCCUUCUUCCUCGUUCACCCUCUCAUCUCCACUCCGAAUGGCGUUCUCAAUGGCCGCCCGGCCCUCGGUCACCCGAGCUCUCGCUUCAAUUGCACCGGCGACCAGCUUCAAGCGCGCCUACACAGUCGCACAACGGCAAUCGGCCUUCCAGUCACCCGUCAGGUCCGCCAUCAAGUCCUCCCAUGAGUCGUCAAUCCUCCAACGCCUCAACGCCUCUGGACAAUUCCGCCGCGUGCACGCAGAGCUGAGCCCGAAGCCGCCGAAGAAGAAGGCCGGAUUCUUCCGAUGGCUUCUGCGUCUCACAUAUCUCGGCGUCAUCGGCGGAGUGGUCUACACUGGAUAUGGCAUCUACCAGAACCGCCAUCCUAUCGAGCAGCAGGCGCCUGAUCCGAGCAAGAAGACCCUGGUCGUGCUGGGCACCGGCUGGGGUGCAGUGUCUCUUUUGAAGAAUCUCGAUACCGAAAACUACAAUGUCGUCGUCAUCUCCCCGCGCAACUACUUCCUGUUCACUCCUCUCCUGCCUUCAUGUACCACUGGCACCAUCGAGCAUCGCAGCAUCAUGGAGCCUAUCCGCAACUUCUUACGCCACAAGGUCGCCGCUGUCAAGUACUACGAAGCCGAGGUCACCAAGAUCGAUCAUGAGAAAAAGGUGGUGUACAUGAGCCCUGAUUCAGACUCUGCCGGUCAACUUGGUCAACAGGAACUCGCUUACGAUAUGCUGGUUGUCGGCGUGGGUGCCGAGAAUGCAACUUUCGGUGUCAAGGGCGUACGCGAGCAUGGAUGCUUUCUGAAGGAGGUCGGCGAUGCGCAGAAGAUUCGCAAGCGCAUCAUGGACUGCUGCGAAACUGCCACACUCAAGGACCAAUCCCCUGAAGAGGUGAAACGCUUGUUGCACAUGGUCGUAGUUGGCGGUGGUCCAACCGGUGUGGAGUUCGCCGGCGAGCUCCAAGACUUCUUCGAGAACGACCUCAAGAAAUGGAUUCCCGAAAUUGCCGAUCACUUCCGUGUCACUCUGGUCGAAGCUUUGCCCAACGUCCUGCCCAUGUUCUCCAAGAGCUUGAUCGAAUACACCGAACAGACCUUCAAGGAAGAGACCAUUGAGAUUCGCAACAAGACCAGCGUGAAGAACGUCACAGAGAAGUACAUUGAGGCCGAAUACACCGAUGCGAACGGACAGAAGCAAGUCGAGAAGAUCCCGUACGGCCUUCUCGUUUGGGCCACUGGAAACGCCGUCCGCCCGGUAGUCAAGGAUCUCAUGUCACAAAUUCCCGCCCAGAAGGAUUCCCGUCGUGGCUUAGCUGUCAACGAAUAUCUUGUGGUUAAGGGCACCGACAACAUCUGGGCCGUUGGUGACUGCGCUGUUGCUAACUACGCUCCAACUGCUCAAGUCGCAAGUCAAGAAGGAGCCUUCCUGGCCCGGUUAUUCGGACAGAUGGCAAGGACGGAAGAACUCGAGUCGCGUUUGGCGCUCCUCUCCGAGGAGCAGAGCCGCGCGGCCAAGAAGGAGGACCGUGACGAAAUUCUUCGUGAGAUCAAGGAGCUGCAGCGCCGCUUCCGUCGCGUCAAGCAGAUGGGUCCCUUCGAAUACUCGCACCAGGGCUCUCUGGCCUACAUUGGCAGCGAGAAGGCCGUUGCCGACAUCUCCUGGCUCACCGGUAACUUGGCCAGUGGUGGUCAAUUGACAUACCUGUUCUGGCGGUCUGCCUACCUGAGCAUGUGCUUCAGCACGCGCAACCGAAUCCUCGUCAUCAUGGACUGGACCAAGUCAUACCUGUUCGGUCGUGAUGUCUCACGGGAAUAGAUGUGACGCUCCUUGUGGCGGAAAGCCUCCGAAGCGCCAUAUCCAAUGCUAGACUUCUUUCUCUUCUUGGCCUCCCAGCACAAGCCCGUUCCGCAGCCUGAUUUGCGCUGGAGGUGUGCGACCGAUGCAAGGCUCUGUAUUUUGAUAUAGAUUAUGAUACUUCUUCCCGGCUCGCAUGCAUCGUCGGACCUGAGCACAGACGACUUCCAAUGGUCGCGGUGGGAUUGCUGGAUAUCUAGAGGAGUGGCUGCGCUUCUUGCGCGCGCGCGUUAGCGAUAGAUAGAAUGGUAUUCAAUAUGUUCUAAUGAACUGCCCUGC